This is a messenger RNA of Rotaria sp. Silwood2, 723 nucleotides long. The record is from the annotation of a GenBank genome assembly. Lineage: Eukaryota; Metazoa; Rotifera; Eurotatoria; Philodinida; Philodinidae.
AUGAUACAUAUGAAAAAAAUAUAUGUUCAAAUAUUAUCUCUUCUCGUAUGGAUGAUUCUUGUAACACCAAAUUCGGUAGAAAGUUUUUAUCUCAAUAAAACAAUAAGUAUUCUACAAAAUCGUAUGCCCAAUAUUACUUGUUGGACGGAUAUGAGUAUGGUUACAGUCAAUACUAUAAGUUUCUCAUUUUUCGGCAUUCCUUUUAUGUACCCGAAUAUGGCAUAUGGAGAUGCUUGUAUAUUCAUUCAACAAAAUGGUGAUUUAUUGAAUGGUAGUCGGUUUUAUACAUUUCUGGCAGCUUCUCUUGUUGAGACCAAUCUCUAUCGACAAAUAAGUCGUCGAUGUGGAUCGAAUUUUUCACCAGAAAAUACAUUCAUUGGUUAUGGACGAUGUAAUCCUUUUCCUUACGAAACAUGGACAACAGAUUUAUGUAUUUGUUCAACAAAUUAUUGUAAUUUAAAUUAUUCAACCUGUGUUGCUAAUGUACAAGCAACAUCUUCUCGACCAGCAAAUUUACCAAUUUUUGUUCCAGAAUUAAACAACAUUAUUUCAUGUUAUACAGGAUCUCAUGGUUCAACCUAUGUAAAUGUAUUCAAUGAUUCACUGAUGAUUGAGUCAAUUGAAGCGCCCAUUGAUAUAAAUGCGUUUAGAACAUAUUAUACAACACAUUCUGUUACUUGUAUAUUCCCUCGACUGAAGGGAGGGUCAUACGAAAAAAACUAA